This is a messenger RNA of Fonticula alba, 3815 nucleotides long. RefSeq lists its product as hypothetical. The transcript has 14 exons. Lineage: Eukaryota; Rotosphaerida; Fonticulaceae. The record is from RefSeq and is a predicted model, not a curated record. The coding region runs from base 108 to 3815 and encodes 1235 amino acids.
CCUUGCCCCUCCCCCCCCCACAUACACACGCAUACACACGCACCGCCCUCGCCCUCGAUCGCCCCCUUCUUCUUCCCCCCCCUUCUCGGCUUGCUUCGUCCCGUGUGAUGCUCCCGGCCAUGAGUUCGAGCGCCGCCGCUGUUACCACUCAGGCCACCCGCGUCGGCGGCGAGCAGCCGCCCAGCGCUCCAACCACCAACGUAGACCCAAUCAACACCAGCACAUCUUCCACCGCCUCUGAUGGCGAGCUCUACGUGUCGAUCGCACGUGUGCUGGCGCGCCACCUGUCUCCCGACCUGAAGCCUGUGACCUUCAACCAUCACCAAAGCUUCUAUGACACCAUGGUGGCCCAUCGCGGGGUAAUUGCCGCGGUGGUGGUCACCUUGAUGGCGAAACUCAUCAGCCUCGGUGGUCUGGCGGACUCCUGGCGCGACCCCAGCGACCUUGUGGCCUUCAUCAUGAAUGAGCGAGCUCCCUCGGCGGUCACCUCCUUCUCGAUCAAUGGCGACAUGCCCGGUUCGCCGGACGCCCUGCCCGGCACAUCGAACUACAUCUCCCCCCCUCGGCAUGACCUGCCCUGGAUUAGUCACCUGCGCCAGCGCCUGAUCCAUACUUUCUACUUCGUGACCCUGAACUAUGGCUCCUCACUACGUGACCACGGUGUCCUGACGGCCGCGCGGCUCUGGCGCGACGAGCUCCAGUCCUCGGAGUCCGCCUCCGGCCCGUCACCCGGAGCUCUACACACUGAUCCUUUCAUGGGCCGCACUUUCUGCAACAUCCUGAUUGCCAAUGACUUCUUCGAGCACAUCUCCCACCUCCGGCACUUGGCUCUCCGGCAGAUGGCCUUCAACGAGUAUCGCUUGUCCCUGGCGGACGGCUACAACACCGGUGGCUUCCUGUCAUCUCUCUCCGGCCUUGAGAGCCGACUGAUGGGAGAGACCGCCCUGGGCUCGGUCCUGAUGAAGAACAUCCACGUGCGCGAGGUGCUGCUGACCUUCAUGAAGCUGCUGACGCGGUUGCGGGCCAUUGAGCAAGACCGCGCCGCGGCCGGCUCCACCUCGCCCCAGGGCGUGGACUCCAGCGACGAGCAUGCCUUCCUGCUGAUGCUUCUCAUGCGCGAGAGUGUCGAAGCGUCGGAUCACCUCCCGCCGGCUCUGCUCGGGGCCAUUUGCGACCACCUGCGGCCCUUCACGGUGGUCCCGCGGCCGGCCAGCACUGUGGCUUUGGGCCUGAUCCGCAUGUGCCGGCGGCGGCUGGCCAAGCCACUUCUCUGGCGAGCGGCCGAGUUCCUUGAGCGGCAUCCGGAAUUGCUGCCUGCGUCGCGCACUUCGCGUUCGGUCCAUGUGCUGACCGCGCCCGGGUCAGCUUCUGCGCAUGUGCUGCGCUUCUACCUGGCCGCGCGGCAGAUCCCCUUCGACCCGGAGCCGCGGCUGUACUUCCUCUAUCUCUGCUUCCGGACCAUCCUCGGUGUGGAGACAUGUCCCCGGCUGGAUCGGUACAGCCCGGCCCACGUCAAUGCCUACUUCAGUGCGGCGACGCAGAUCGUGGCGACCUUCGCGCCGCCAUCGGCCAGCGCCGCCGGGUCCGGGGUCGGGUCCGGGACCCCCGGAUCGCCGACAUCCGGUCGCGGGGCCCGGUCCCAUGCGGCCCCCGAGUACAAUGGCGAGAAGAUCACCCGGCUCUUUGAUGUGUUGUACCAGAAGAUCUUGGCCACCCGGCCGGCCCUGGUUCCGGGCGAGACGGAGGACGACUAUGCCGACAUCGACCUGGAUAGUCUGCUUUCCUGCUUCUCCGACUACCAUACACUUGAGCUGCACGAGGUGGAGCCCGGGGCCUUCACGCCGAUUGGCGGGAAGCCCGGCUUCGGGCCGGCCUCGGUGCCCUCGCCCUCGGCCGAGGGUUCACAGAUGGCCACUUCCGGAGCAUACUCGGCGCUGGAGCGGAUCCUCGAGCGGCACCUGCCAGAUGCGGCGGCUGCCAACGCCACGUCGCUGCAAUCGACGGCCAAGCCCUCGGCGGCCAAUGCUGCCGGUGCUUCGAGUGCCGGGGCCUCUUCCGGCACCCCCGCCACCGGUGGCACCACCGGCGGUGCUUCAAACUCCACCGCCCCCGGCGAGGCCCCGGCUCGCAGUGUGUUCCGCGUGCGUGUGGCCAUCGCUGGCGGCGAUUCCAUGGUGCAGGCCGUGCUGCUGGCAUACGCUCGCCUGCAUGUGGCCCGGCCGGAUCUGCUGGCGCGUGUCGCCCCCGUCUUCUACAUCGUGCCGAUUGGCCGGUCCUUGAAGUUCGCCCAUGCCAUCUCCCUGUAUGAUCCCUUCUAUGGGCGAUACCUUUUGCACCCCCUUCGGUCGGCCCUCUCGGUCCUGCCGGCGGUUGACGAUCCGGAGGUAUGCAGUCGCCAUGGCCGGUCGGACCUCAUCGGCGACCUUGAUGCGGUCUUGUCACUGCGGUCCUUGAAUGCCGUCACGGACAUGGGUGGCUACUUUGACGCGUCGCGCAAUGCGGUCAUGUCGCCGAUUGCCUAUACCCGGUCCCUGCUGGACCAGCACUUCCGGACAGCCACCUCCACGAUGCAUUGGAAGGUCUUCCAAGUGCAGUACUGGCAGAAGGCACGCGACAGCAAGGAGGACUUCUCCGGCGGCGUGGUCAUCCCCUUCAUGGGAUCGGUCGAGGUGGGCAGCCAUGUGUCGACGGCGGUGGCCUUCGCCUCGGAGGUGACCUCGUCGCUGGGCAUGCCGGGCAGCGACCCCGGCGCCUUCGCCGGGGGUGACGGAUCGCUGGCCGGGGCCGAGCGCCCGGCCCAGACCACCUCGCCGGCGGUGCUCGGCCAGCUGACCACCGCCUUUGGGGCAUUUGUCACGACAAACUUCACUCAGCCGGCGGCCAGCCUUUGUGCCGGUGGUUUGUCCGUGUCGCGCUUGCGUCGGGCACGCAUUUCCUCGGCCACCGGGGCCGGGGCCACGAGCGCCCUCUCGGCUACCGGGGCCGGGGCCGGGGCCGGGGCCGGGGCAGGCUCCGGGGCAGGCUCCGGGUCCGGGUCCAGCUCCGGGUCCGGCCCCUCUGCCUCGGUUAUCCGGCAGCUGAAGCACACGGCGCCGGAGCUGGCCAUCUCCUACACGGACCUCUCGGUGGGCGGUGGCUUUGGAAUGCGCCGGACCCUUCCUUCUCGGUCGUACCACUCGGUCCAGGUCAGCAGUUUGCCCCGGACAGCCGAUCAUGGGCACCUGGUGCACCCUUUCUCCGAUUGUGUGGAGCUGUACAUGUUCGAGGCGGACCCGUCUCGUCGCUCGCGCAACAAGGUCACCCAGGCCACGGCUCUGGCGGUGUCUCAACUCCAGCCGGCCCCUGCCCCGCUGGCCUUCCCCCAGCUGUUGGACUUGUCAUCAUCGCAGGCGGUCGUGCUCGAUUCGAAUCUCCUUUCCUCGCCGGCCGGAGUGCCCGUGGGCCCGGGCGCCGCGGCGCUCCCGGCCUCGGGUCAGUCGGCCGAUUCCGGCACCCCCGGCGGGGGUACCAGCCCUCUGCCGCGGGAUCUGGCCGACAGCUUGGCCCCGGUGGUGGGGGCAUCGCUUCGGCAGUCGACGGCUGGCUGGCUGACCGAUCAGGCCGAGGAGGGGCACUCCUUCCAUGUGAGCAAUGCCACGGUGGAGACGGCCAACGGGCGUCCUUUCGAUUUGGUGGUCGACGGCCGUCUGAUCGAGGGGGUGUUUGCCUUCCGUAUUUUGCCCAUGCGCCUGAGCGCGCAAAGUGCCGAUGGCAGUGGUGGCAGCCACAUCACCUUCCCCGUUCAGGCCACGGUGUCGAUGGACUCGCUGUUCUGA